ACAUGUUACGUUUCAUUUUGUAAUAAAACGUCUAUAAAACACGUUCUGUGGAGUUUUAUAAAAACCUUAACGUAUGUGGGCUCAUGGGCUUGUUACAUAUCCGAGCUCGGUCGGAAAACGUGAAGGCAACAAAAAGUUCAACCCUGUGAGUUGUGACAUCGUAACCAAUGGAGGAAAAACACAGCAGUACCGACACUAGUUUUACCCCUGAGCCAGGGGGGGCAAAAGCAACACAAGAUGGCUCCUGUGACCAAAGCCCCAUGGGAAUCAUCAGUAGACAGAUGAGCGAGCAGGGCCGAUUUGCCUACGCUGCAAUGUGUGGAGUCUCACUGAGGAAGUUAUAUAGCGGGCAUGAAAACAGUGCGUUCAGGGAACAGUACCUGCAGGGCCUGGUCCGCUGGCUGGAUCUUGAUGAAUCUGUGAUGCCCGUCAUGGGGGCCUUCCUGUCAGGCCUGGGCUUUGAGGGCUCUGACACCUUCCUGUCCAUUCUGCAAGCUGAACAACUCAUGGCGACAGGCGCCGUACCCAUCAUACAGGACCUGGUGUCUUUCUCUGUCAAAGAUGGCCACUACGAUGCCAGAGCGAGGGUGCUCAUCCGGCACGUCAGCUGUCUGCUCCGAGUGUCUCCGCAAGAGCUGGAAGAGUUUGAAGAGACGCUUGGAGAGAGGCUCAGGGAAGGAGGAGAAGAGAGCGAGGAGGAAACGUCUCGGCGACGGAGGAGAGAAAAGGGUCGAAAAUUAAGACGCUACCUCCUCAUUGGACUUGCGACAGUCGGUGGUGGAACCUUGAUUGGUGUAACUGGUGGGCUGGCGGCCCCCUUAGUGGCAGCUGGAGCCGGCGCCGUGCUCGGGGCUGGAGGGGCCGCAGCUCUGGGCUCAGCCGCUGGCAUCGCAAUCAUGGCCUCCCUGUUUGGAGCAGCUGGUGCUGGACUUACCGGCUAUAAGAUGAAGAAGUGUGUUGGUGCAAUUGAGGAGUUUGAAUUCCUGCCGCUCAGCUCCGGAAAGCAUCUUCACCUAACCAUAACAGUGACAGGGUGGCUCUGCACUGGGAAAUAUAGCUCGUUCCAGGCCCCUUGGUGCAGCCUGGGAGAGUGCGGGGAGCAGUACUGCUUGGUGUGGGAGUCGCGUUUCCUCAGGGACUUAGGCUCGGCCAUGACCUCUCUUUUGGACGGGCUGGUCAGCAUGAUGGCUCAGGAGGCCUUGAAGUACACCGUUCUCUCAGGUAUCGUAACGGCGCUGACGUGGCCCGCCUCUUUGCUGGCUGCCGCCAGCGUCAUCGACAAUCCCUGGUGCGUUUGUUUGAACCGCUCUGCUGAGGUGGGGAAACACCUUGCUCAGGUUUUGAGAAGCAGGCAGCAGGGAACGCGGCCAGUCAGUCUGAUAGGUUUCAGUCUCGGGGCCAGAGUUAUCUACUUCUGUCUUCAGGAGCUCGCUAACGAUGAAGGCAGUGAAGGUGUUGUGGAGGAUGUGGUCCUGCUGGGGGCCCCUGUGGAUGGCUCGGAGAAGGCCUGGGAGAGAAUGACCCGGGUGGUGGCUGGAAAAAUAGUCAACGGGUACUGCAGAGGGGAUUGGCUCCUGGGGUUCUUGUACCGAAGCUCAGCUGCUCAGCUCUGUGUUGCUGGGCUACAACCAAUAAGCAUCCAGGAUCGCCGGGUUAUCAAUGUAGAUCUCUCCUCCUUGGUGAAAGGUCACUUAGACUACAUGCGUCAAAUGGACACCAUCUUGGUGGCAGUGGGAGUCCCGACCAAAGAGGUCCCAGGAUCCUCCUACGUGCCUCCUCAACCUGUAACUAUUACAAAGGGAACGGUACGCACUGAGGACCAAACCCAAAUCAAGCAGCAGUUGCAGGAAACCAAAAGUCCAGUCCAGGAGGCUGAGACUUCUGCAGCAGACAUUGCUGAGGACUCAACAGAGAUGGCCGACGGCUGGGACGUCCCCGAUAUCUCAGACCUGUUGGAUGCUCUCAAUAGUGACGAUAUGAAGAGGAGGCUGAGGCGGAUGACGAACACGUCUCAUGGAGCUGGGACGAUACACACUGGACUCCAGCGCACAGCCAUAAACAACGUGGACCGAAAAUGUGGGGGCGCGGCGUCAGAAGCCAGAGGGGACGGGGGCUCGCUGCAGAUGUUCGGUUCUCCCGAGUUGCGGAGGGACAGCGAGAGCACCGGCGACAGUUGUCUCGGCAGCCGUGAGGAGGAACAGGGCAAGAGCUUACCUAGCGCUCGCUUGAAGUCCCUCAUGAAGAGCGGGUAGAUGAUGGGAUUCAUGGUGCUGUUGCAGUAGCCCAACCAUGUGAUGGCAUCGAAGAGUGCCAGGGGGACGCACUCGCACACUGCCUGAAUGAACACAGCGAAAUUCACUGCACCUCUCCUUUAAGAUCGACGGUCAUUACGAUUUUCUUCUUUGGUUUGACAAACUUUCGAGUUCUUAGGAUCAACUGUAGUGUAUUUGAAGCUUUAUCUUAUUGUGUCAUGCAUCUUUGUACCUGAAGAGGUGAUCGUGAUUCGCAGCAGUGUGAAAGAGGAUUUAUUGGAAGAACUGACAUUUUGUGCUCUUGGUUAUGGCACAAAAACAUUUGUUUUUUUUUUUUUUUUUUUUUUUCCACAAAACGUUGGAAGUGUCGUGUGUUGCAGAACAACCACUUUUGGAAGCGACACCUAUCCCGUUAGAAUUGUAUUUUCAUUUUAAUGUCCUGCAAACCUUCUGGGAGAAAACAGAAUCUUAUUCAGAUGUUGUAUUAUGAAUGUUUUUUCUUGAUUAAAAAAAAAAAUAAUAAUAAUAAUAAUAAAAUUGACGUGGGUGGAGGGGAUUACUGCUGAAUUUGCAUUCAAACAAAACAUUUCCCUUGGAGUAGGAGGCUACGCAGGUGACGUGUGAAUGAUGAAGGGCUAUAUAAAUAAACUUGACUCGUGAGUGAGCCUGUGAAGCACAGUGAUGAACAUGCACAAACAUUAGCUUUAAAGGGGACUCGUGAAGAAGGACACAGCUGCUAGAGGACGGCUUCCAAUACUAUCAAGAUGAAAUGGUGGGGGUGGGGCAGUAGUAAAGAAAGGACACACCACAUUGAGUGUGAGAAGAAAGAUGAGUACAGUCUGUGCCUGUGUGCUCUGUGUGAGGCGGUUUUGGGCCUGUUGUGAGAGGGCACAGAUGGGAAAUCCAAAAUGUCUGGAGCGUUGAAAGCUCGAAAAGCAGCACCGGGUGUCGUCAGCAAUUUAGACGCCGUCAUUGAAAUGAAAAUCAACAAGCGAAGGGGGGCGAAUAACAAGCGUCAGUGGUGACCACAAAGGGUUAUUUUCUUUGAUUCCGGAAUGAGCUGAAAUGCCAGUCGACAUUGUAUGUCUGUUGGAUUGCUUGGACUUGACGCCGGGGCUGGCAAAUACACAAAUAGAUUGGUAGCCAAGGUUCUUGCUUUGCGGCUUGUGCAUGUAUUUAACACUAUAACGGUCACGCAUACAUAUUCAUUCGAGAGAAGUGACAAAACAACCUCUGACUCAGUGGGAC
Molecule: messenger RNA, 3500 nt
Organism: Phycodurus eques (leafy seadragon)
Lineage: Eukaryota; Metazoa; Chordata; Actinopteri; Syngnathiformes; Syngnathidae
Gene: tmco4
Product: transmembrane and coiled-coil domains 4
Source: RefSeq, a predicted model, not a curated record